Molecule: messenger RNA, 2154 nt
Organism: Talaromyces amestolkiae
Lineage: Eukaryota; Fungi; Ascomycota; Eurotiomycetes; Eurotiales; Trichocomaceae
Exons: 2
Coding region: 1-2154 (717 amino acids)
Biological process (GO): mRNA processing
Cellular component (GO): nucleus
Molecular function (GO): RNA binding
Source: RefSeq, a predicted model, not a curated record
AUGGCCAGCAAAAGAUCGCGCGGCGCCUUUGAAGCCGAUCUUCAAGCGCUCCAGUCGCCUUACGCUUUCUAUGGCACACCACUUCCCCCUCUCGACCCCGGUACGCGCGACGAUGGCUCUUACGUCCCCGUCUGGAAGCAAGAAGUAACCGACGAGCGAGGACGGAAGCGACUGCACGGCGCGUUUACCGGAGGUUUCAGCGCCGGGUAUUUCAAUACGGUGGGCUCAAAAGAAGGCUGGACACCGUCAACUUUUGUCUCUUCAAGGCAGAACCGCGCAAGAGACACAAAACAGCAGAAGGUCGAGGACUUCAUGGAUGAAGAGGAUAUCCGUGAGGCGGAGGAAUCCAAGCAACUGCAGACGUCCGAAGACUUUGCAGGUUUGGGCGGUGGGCAAACUCAGGCCACGGGCAGACGUGGCAUAGUCGACCUCCUCAAGACGGAAGGUGAAACUAUGGGUGUCAAGCUGUUGAAGAGGAUGGGUUGGAGGGAAGGGCAGGGCAUUGGACCGAAAGUGAGGCGAAGAGCCAAUCUUGAAGACAGCAGCAACCUCCCACAGCACGCGAUCCAUCAACUUGAAACCCAUUUAUUCGCCCCUUCAGACGCCCCGAUGGUCACCUUUGUGCGAAAAGUUGAUCAUUUUGGUCUCGGAUUUGAGAGAGAAGAACGGCUUGACUCCAACUUGCGGCUGAAGGACACCCCGAGUCGCCAGGAUGAGGAUGAAGAUGAAGCGGGUGAUUCAUUCUUCGGCGGGCGACUGACAACACAAAAGCCGAGGAAAGUGAAUCAGGCUCCGCGUCGAGGAGUGUUUGGGGUCGGCAUCUUGAAUGAUACUGGUUCUGAUGACGAAGAUCCAUAUUCGAUGGGACCCCGAAUAUCCUACAACCGUACUAUAGGAGGUGACAAGAAGAAAAAGAAGAAAUUACAAAGUACCGAGGAGGGAAAGGCGGUCUCAGCAAAUCCUCUUUUGAGUAACAAACCCGUUUUUAUCUCCAAGAAAACGUCCCUAGCUGGGUUCCGGAAGUGUCACGACGGACGUCUACCACUCGACGGUUUCGUUCUCGCGGAUGCAGUUUCCGGGUUAUCACUCUCAGCUGGUAGAAAGUUCACGCCGCCAGAUAUACCCCCUGGUUGGAAAUCGGCGAAGGCUCCUGCAGCCCAAAGUGAUUUAUCGAAGUAUAUGUCAACGGCGGACGCGGCAAAGUCUUCCAAUCUCGAUCCGAAGUCUCGUGCCGAGUUGCUCGGUGAGGAACAGCUUCCAGGGAAGUCUAUAUUUGAUUGGAUGACACCAGAGGCUCGUGAGAGGCUUGUCAAAGCCACUGGGAGGACUGAUCUUCCACCAGCCUUGGGAGAAAAGGCUCCAAAAGGCUUUCACAUAUCAGAAGCCGAGCGGCGGAGGAAUUUAUGGGACCUCGUGCCUAAGCUUGACAAGGAGGCUGCCGUUCAGGCUCUGAAAAGAGCAGUAGGGGGUUGGAUGCCAUACUCGGAGGAUGAAAGCAAGCGAGCACGUUAUCGUAUUUUCCUUGAGAUUUCGGCUGGUCUGAAACAAGGUCUUCCAGAUCGUCUGCCAGGAUCAACAACAGAUGAAUGGGUAAAUGAGAUGCGAGAGUUCACUAGAGCAGCUGAAGUAUUUAAGCCUAUAUCUGGCGUUAUGGCCUCGCGAUUUACUUCGGCAAGCUCUGCACCGAAAGUUACAUCUGAUCAACCAGAUUCCUCUACAGAGGCUCUACUAAGUCGACCGCCUGCUAAACCGGAAGAUCCGGCCGAAGAGGCGGCUAAGAUUGGUAUGUUUGGUCCGUUGACUCGCAGUACGAUAUCGUUUUAUCCGACUCGCUUGCUUUGCAAGCGAUUUAAUAUCAAGCCUCCGGCACACGUUCACAUGGACCCUGGGGAUCAUCUCACGGGAGGGACCGGAGGCCCUACAGGAACUGCAGGCUCAACAAAGACUUCACUCGUUUCUCAGGAGACAAUGGAUCAGCUUCUCUUGGAAUCCGGGAUAGCGAUGUCUGGCAAACAUAUUUCUGCUCCGGCACCAGAGCAGAAGCCUCUUGUGAUUGAGCCUGAACGAAACGAGGCACUGGAAGGCGAACGACCAGGCGAAGCUGUUUUCAAAGCUAUCUUCGGCAGUGACUCGGAAGAAGAGGAUGAGGAUUAA